CUUCGCCCAAAUAAGCCUGCCUUCUUCUUCGAUCUUCUUCGUCAUCGUCUUCUUACUCCUGCAAUUAUUCUCCACAGAGAGAUGGGGAGAGCAAGGAUUGCGAUUAAGAGGAUUGACAAUUCAACGAGCAGGCAAGUGACUUUCUCAAAGAGAAAAAGUGGAUUGCUCAAGAAAGCUAGGGAGCUUUCGAUCCUCUGCGACGCACAAGUUGGAGUUAUCGUCUUCUCCAGCUCUGGCAAGCUCUAUGAAUAUGGAAGCUCCAGUGUGAAAUCUAUUAUUGACCGCUACAAUGAACAAAUCGAAGAACAACAUUUUCAGCUUAUAGAUCCUGUUUCAGAAGUUAAGUUUUGGCAGACAGAAGCAACAGUCUUGAGGCAGCAACUGCAACGCUUGCAAGAAAGCCACAGGCAAUUGAUGGGUGAACAACUAUCCGGUUUGGGCUUGAGCGAAUUGCGAAGUUUGGAAAAUCAACUGGGGAUAAGUUUAAAAAGCGUUCGGAUCAAAAAGGUUUGA
Molecule: messenger RNA, 513 nt
Organism: Prosopis cineraria
Lineage: Eukaryota; Viridiplantae; Streptophyta; Magnoliopsida; Fabales; Fabaceae
Product: agamous-like MADS-box protein AGL21
Exons: 5
Coding region: 82-513 (143 amino acids)
Biological process (GO): positive regulation of transcription by RNA polymerase II
Cellular component (GO): nucleus
Molecular function (GO): DNA-binding transcription factor activity, RNA polymerase II-specific; protein dimerization activity; RNA polymerase II cis-regulatory region sequence-specific DNA binding
Source: RefSeq, a predicted model, not a curated record